Molecule: messenger RNA, 708 nt
Organism: Striga hermonthica
Lineage: Eukaryota; Viridiplantae; Streptophyta; Magnoliopsida; Lamiales; Orobanchaceae
Source: the annotation of a GenBank genome assembly
AUGUCAUCGGCCAAAACCAUGUUACUAGUGAUCAUUGUUGUUACUGUGGUGUCCUUAUAUGCUGAUGCCUAUGAUCCCGAACCUUUACAGGAUUUCUGCGUUGGUGUAAGUGACAAAGACGCUACCGUUUUCGUGAACGGCAAGAUCUGCAAGAAUCCAAACACUGUCACCGCAGACGACUUCUAUUUCUCGGGCCUCAACAGGCCCGGCAACAUAACGAACCCUUUCGGGACAGUGGUGACUAAAGUAUUCGUUGAUGAGAUGCCCGCUCUCAACACUCUCGGCGUAGCCGUGACCCGCAUCGACUACAAUCCCCACGGAGCCAACCCGCCCCACUCCCAUCCCCACGCCUCCGAAAUCCUGAUGGUGAUGGAGGGCACGCUCUACGCGGGCUUCAUAUCCACCAACCCAGCCAACCCUUACGAUAAGAACAAGCUCUACGCAAAGGUCCUAGGACCGGGGGACCUUUAUGUGGUCCCCAAGGGACUCGUGCAUUUUCAGUACAACCUCGGGAAUACUAAAGCGCUUGCGUUCGCGUGCUUUAGCAGCCAAAAGCCUGGACUCGUGACGAUUUCAAAGGCGAUAUUCGGGUCGGAGCCUUUGGUUCACCCGGAUCUUCUCGCCAAGUCCUUCCAGAUGAGCCGUAAAGAGGUUGAUCGUUUACUAUCCUUGGAGUGGAUCGGGAACUCCUUGCCACAAAGAGGUUAA